Molecule: messenger RNA, 2936 nt
Organism: Saimiri boliviensis boliviensis (Bolivian squirrel monkey)
Lineage: Eukaryota; Metazoa; Chordata; Mammalia; Primates; Cebidae
Gene: OCRL
Product: OCRL inositol polyphosphate-5-phosphatase
Biological process (GO): phosphatidylinositol dephosphorylation; signal transduction
Cellular component (GO): cytoplasm; membrane
Molecular function (GO): phosphatidylinositol-4,5-bisphosphate 5-phosphatase activity; inositol phosphate phosphatase activity
Source: RefSeq, a predicted model, not a curated record
GCGGGAGCCAGUGUCGUCGGAUCCGCCCGCAGUCCGCAGUCCGGCUGAGCCCGGAGGCCGCCUGGAUGGAUCCACCGCUCCCGGUCGGAGCCCAGCCCCUUGCCACUGUCGAGGGUAUGGAGAUGAAGGGUCCUCACCGGAAGCCCUGCGCCCUGACCCUAGCACAGAGGAACGGGCAAUAUGAGUUAAUAAUCCAGUUGCAUGAAAAGGCACAGCAUGUUCAAGAUAUCAUUCCUAUAAAUAGCCACUUCAGAUGUGUUCAAGAAGCAGAAGAAACUCUAUUGAUUCACAUAGCUUCUAACAGUGGCUGCAAAAUUCGGGUUCAGGGGAACUGGACCAGAGAGCGCCGCUUUGAAAUCCCUGAUGAGGAACACGGUUUGAAGUUCCUCUCAGAGGUCCUCCUUGCUCAGAAAGAGCAAAAGGAUUCAUCCAGCUGGUACCAGAAAUUAGACACUAAGGACAAACCUUCUGUUUUUUCAGGGAUUCUUGGAUUUGAAGACAAUUUUUCUUCUAUGAAUUUGGACAAAAAAAUAAAUUCACAAAAUCAGCCUACUGGGAUUCAUCGGGAACCCCCACCUCCACCCCCUUCAGUGAAUAAAAUGCUUCCACGUGAAAAAGAAGCUUCUAACAAGGAGCAGCCCAAAGUGACCAAUACUAUGCGGAAGCUCUUUGUACCAAAUACCCAAUCUGGACAGCGGGAGGGUCUCAUUAAACAUAUCCUGGCAAAGCGAGAGAAAGAAUAUGUCAACAUUCAGACUUUCAGAUUUUUUGUUGGAACUUGGAAUGUGAAUGGCCAGUCUCCAGAUAGCGAGUUAGGACCUUGGCUGAACUGUGAUCCCAAUCCUCCUGAUAUCUACUGCAUUGGAUUCCAAGAACUGGACUUGAGCACAGAAGCCUUUUUCUACUUUGAAUCUGUAAAGGAACAAGAAUGGUCCAUGGCUGUAGAGAGGGGUUUGCAUUCCGAAGCCAAGUAUAAGAAAGUUCAACUGGUGCGCCUUGUUGGGAUGAUGCUCCUUAUAUUUGCCAGAAAGGAUCAGUGUCGAUAUAUUCGUGAUAUUGCUACAGAAACAGUUGGAACUGGAAUCAUGGGGAAAAUGGGAAACAAAGGUGGGGUAGCUGUGAGAUUUGUAUUUCACAACACCACCUUUUGCAUUGUCAAUUCCCAUCUGGCUGCCCAUGUGGAGGACUUUGAGAGAAGGAAUCAAGAUUAUAAGGACAUUUGUGCAAGAAUUAGUUUUGUGGUCCCAAACCAGACCCUCCCGCAACUGAACAUCAUGAAACAUGAUGUUGUCAUAUGGUUGGGAGAUUUAAAUUAUAGACUCUGCUUGCCUGAUGCCAGUGAGGUGAAAAGUCUUAUUAAUAAGAAUGACCUUCAGAGACUCUUGAAAUUUGACCAGCUAAAUAUUCAGCGCACACAGAAAAAAGCUUUUGUUGACUUCAACGAAGGGGAAAUCAAGUUCAUCCCCACUUAUAAGUACGACUCUAAAACAGACCAGUGGGAUUCCAGUGGGAAAUGCCGGGUUCCAGCCUGGUGUGACCGAAUUCUUUGGAGAGGAACAAAUGUUAAUCAGCUUAAUUAUCGGAGUCACAUGGAACUGAAAACCAGUGACCACAAGCCUGUUAGCGCCCUCUUCCAUAUUGGGGUGAAGGUUGUAGAUGAACGAAGGUACCGGAAAGUCUUUGAAGAUAUUGUACGCAUCAUGGACAGAAUGGAAAAUGACUUCCUUCCUUCCUUAGAACUCAGCAGGAGGGAGUUUGUGUUUGAAAAUGUGAAGUUUCGGCAACUACAAAAGGAGAAGUUCCAGAUCAGCAACAAUGGACAGGUUCCCUGCCAUUUUUCUUUCAUCCCUAAGCUUAAUGACAGCCAGUACUGCAAGCCAUGGCUUCGGGCUGAACCCUUUGAGGGCUACUUGGAGCCAAAUGAGACAGUGGACAUUUCUCUUGAUGUGUAUGUCAGCAAAGACUCUGUAACCAUCUUGAACUCAGGGGAAGAUAAGAUUGAAGAUAUUCUUGUCCUUCACCUGGAUCGAGGCAAAGAUUACUUCUUGACAAUCAGUGGAAAUUACCUCCCAAGCUGUUUUGGUACAUCUUUAGAGGCUUUGUGCCGCAUGAAAAGACCAAUCCGAGAAGUUCCUGUUACCAAACUCAUAGACUUGGAAGAAGACAGCUUCCUAGAAAAGGAGAAAUCCCUUCUGCAAAAGGUUCCUUUGGAUGAAGGUGCCAGCGAGAGACCCCUUCAGGUCCCCAAAGAGAUCUGGCUUCUAGUAGAUCACCUAUUCAAAUACGCCUGUCACCAGGAGGACCUGUUCCAGACCCCUGGAAUGCAGGAGGAGCUCCAGCAGAUCAUUGAUUGUCUGGAUACCAGCAUUCCUGAGACAAUCCCUGGCAGCAACCACUCUGUGGCUGAAGCACUGCUCAUUUUCUUGGAAGCCCUACCAGAGCCAGUCAUCUGUUACGAACUGUAUCAGCGAUGCCUUGACUCUGCUCAUGAUCCCCGGAUCUGCCGACAGGUGAUCUCCCAGCUUCCGAGAUGCCAUAGAAAUGUUUUCCGUUACCUGAUGGCAUUCCUUCGAGAACUCUUAAAAUUCUCUGAAUACAAUAGCGUCAAUCCCAACAUGAUCGCUACUCUCUUCUCUAGUCUUCUCCUGAGGCCUCCACCCAACCUUAUGGCAAGACAGGCUCCAAGUGACCGCAAGCGUGCUAUUCAGUUCCUUCUGGGCUUUCUGCUUGGGAGCGAAGAAGACUAAGGCUUUUACUGUUCUCUGAGAUUCUAGAAGCAGACGAUAUCGGGCUCCAAGUAUUUCAGAAUGAUUUAAAAAGUCAUGCCACGGGAAGGGUCUAUUGCAGAAUUUCAAGUUCUGUUUAUAGUAAAAAGGAAGAGCAUUUCCUAACCCCUCCUUUACCAUAUCCUGCAUAGUAAAAUACUUUUAGACUUA